AUGACAGGUCCAAGUUUAAAUUACACAACGAUAUUUCAGGACAAUCAAAUGCCAACAGGCUCACCAAAGGAAAGAAUUCAGAAAAUAGUAAAAUAUUCAGAACCAAAUAUUAAUUACAGUAACUCAGCUAAUGGCCACAUCCCAACUAACUUUUACGACAUGGUAUAUGAAAACGACUGUAACAAAGACAACGCACCAACAUGGAAUGGCAUACAGGAGCAAUCUGGCAGUGAUUCAAGAGAGAUGAAUCAAGAAUUGAACUGCAGUGCACCGACCAAACGAGUUUUUAGACUGAAUGGUGAAUAUUACACUGAAGUUAAUAAAAAAAUCAAAAGUUAUGAUCAAGAUUGA
This is a messenger RNA of Helobdella robusta, 351 nucleotides long. RefSeq lists its product as hypothetical. NCBI's taxonomy places the organism in Eukaryota, Metazoa, Annelida, Clitellata, Rhynchobdellida, Glossiphoniidae. The record is from RefSeq and is a predicted model, not a curated record. The transcript has a single exon. Bases 1 to 351 code for a protein of 116 amino acids.